Messenger RNA from Zophobas morio, 2010 nucleotides. Its product is annotated as nose resistant to fluoxetine protein 6-like. Gene Ontology annotation, molecular function: acyltransferase activity, transferring groups other than amino-acyl groups. Lineage: Eukaryota; Metazoa; Arthropoda; Insecta; Coleoptera; Tenebrionidae. The record is from RefSeq and is a predicted model, not a curated record. The coding region runs from base 1 to 2010 and encodes 669 amino acids. The transcript is spliced from 8 exons.
AUGUUGCGGCUGGUACUCGUAGUACUCGUCUGGCACUGGGUUGCUGCCGAGAAAAGCGUCUUCAAAGUUCUGGAAAAUCUGCAACCAUCACAAAAAUGUCAACAGCAGUUGGGUGAAUUUGUAAGAAAUUGGGCUUUAAAUGAAAAUUCGUGGGCUCUUCAAAUGAUGGAUGCCACUUCCAAAGUACCUUCUGGUAUUCUCAACUACAACUUCGCUGAAAUGGGAGACUUCCAACAAUGCGUUCAGAUUGAAACCAGUGGUACCACAACCGAAACUAUUCUAGGAAAGUACUGCCUGGGAUAUGUCUCGUUUGGUAAUGAAACUUCAAACAAAUCAAAAAUCGACACUAGUUCUAUUAGAACUACGUCGGUACUACCACAAGCACCCACAUGGGCCUUAUGUCUACCAAAUGGUUGUACCUCUGAUGACGCAAAUCUAAUCGGAAACGCGGUACUUCGGGCACUGUUUCAACAAGACCAAAUUAGAGUCGAUUUUUCAGAUUUUCUUUGCCAAACUACCAACGACGUUAAUCCUAGCUUGACGAUCGACGCUAUAGCUGCAAUAACUAUACUAGCGAUAUUGGUAGCCACUGUUUUAGUAUCUACAUUCUACGAUAUCUACGCACAUCAUUCGUGCCCAAUGAUAAUUAAAGCGUUCUCUGUGUACACCAAUGGGCGCACGAUUUUUACGACAACCACGCCCACUCCUGACCACCUUUCGUGUCUCAAUGGCCUCAAAUUUAUUAGCAUGAUGUGGAUAGUACUCGGGCACCAAUUUUCCAUCCCGAUUUAUGGCUCAAUAACAAACACUAAAUACGUACUACAAUGGACUGACAAACUUCACAGUAUGGUCCUAAUAAGCGCCACUUUAUCAGUCGACACGUUUUUUACAAUUAGUGGCGUUUUAAUGUCGUACGGUUUCAUGAAAACGAAGUACCGAAGUACUCGUUUCAACAUACUAUUUUAUUAUUGUCACAGAUACGUCAGACUGACAGCACCUUUAGUACCAGUGGUACUUGUGAGCGCGACUCUCCUCAAGUACCUCGGCUCGGGCCCCAAGUGGCCCUACAUGUUUCUUUAUUUCCAAAAAAACUGCCAAUUAUACUGGUGGUCCACGCUUCUAUACGUACAAAACUACGUCAACAUCUCCAACAUGUGCGUCGGCCAAACUUGGUACCUCAACGUCGACAUGCAGCUGUACUUAGUUUCCCCUUUGGUACUCUACGUGUUAUUCAAGUACCCAAAAGUUUGCCUACCUUUGAUGGGUACCACCACCCUACUAUCAAUCCUGUUUACAUUCUACGUAACUUGGCAAAACGAGCUGUCAGCCAUUCUGUCAAACUUUUAUACUACGCACUCAGUCGAUUAUCAGAAUCGGUACUAUCUGCUAACGCACACGAGAUUCGCCCCAUGGGUCAUCGGCGCCGUCUUGGGUUACUUCAUAUUUAAACUCAAACACGACGAGAUUGCUUUGGCAAUGAGUAGGUCAGUAGUGUCGUUGGCUUGGGUUGUUUGUUUUGGUACUAUCGUGACGUGCAUAUUCGGGGGUCAUGGAACUCUCCGCGGUCCCGGGUACGAUAAGUGGGGCAACGCUCUUCACAUAGCUCUGGUACGACCUUGCUGGUCGCUGGCUAUAGCAUGGGUUAUUUUGGCCUGCACAAGCAACAACGGAGGUGUUGCAAACUGGAUUCUUGGUAGUUCCAUGUUCCAAGUACUUAACCGAUUUACGUAUGGGAUUUUUCUGACGCACGUGACUUUGCUAUAUGGGGUGGCAUACGGGCGAAAAACGCCCGUUUAUUUUAGCGAGUUCGAUAUGGUGUACCAGUUCGGCGGCACUCUCCUCUUGUGUUUUGGACUAGCGGUACUACUUGUAUUAACAACCGAGUGUCCUGCGAUGGCCGUAGAAAAAAUUUUGCUCGGAAAAAGGGACAAAAUUUUGGCAAGUACCCACGACCUGGACGCUGAGCAAAUCUCCCUCAUCGAAGAACGAAUCGAAAGGGACAAAGUUUGA